Iphiclides podalirius (scarce swallowtail) is the source of this 279-nucleotide messenger RNA. The record is from the annotation of a GenBank genome assembly. Lineage: Eukaryota; Metazoa; Arthropoda; Insecta; Lepidoptera; Papilionidae.
AUGCCAGUGGACCAAAUACAAUACUCGGAAAGAUAUAAUGAUGACGUCUAUGAAUACAGACAUGUAAUCCUUCCACCAGACAUAGCCAGGCUUGUUCCCAAGUCCCAUCUCAUGACAGAGACUGAGUGGCGCAAUUUAGGAGUUCAGCAGAGUCCAGGCUGGCUUCAUUUCAUGGUACACAAUCCAGAACCUCAUGUACUCUUGUUCCGCAGACCCAGAACUGAUAUACCAGCUCCAGUUAAUGGGCUAGAUAGCAACACUGCCUCAACAGUGCGAGUA